Molecule: messenger RNA, 2076 nt
Organism: Enhydra lutris kenyoni (northern sea otter)
Lineage: Eukaryota; Metazoa; Chordata; Mammalia; Carnivora; Mustelidae
Gene: DAP3
Product: death associated protein 3
Exons: 11
Coding region: 305-1963 (552 amino acids)
Biological process (GO): apoptotic process
Cellular component (GO): mitochondrial small ribosomal subunit; mitochondrial ribosome
Molecular function (GO): structural constituent of ribosome
Source: RefSeq, a predicted model, not a curated record
UGUCCCAUCGGUGCCCCCCCGCCCCAUGCCGCACAGCCUCUGGCACGGUUCCUGUUGUCUUUGCCGUUUUUCCCAGCACCGUGGCUGUGGUGUCUCAUCGUUCCCUGACUUGUAACAAGGAUGAAAAUCUUUUCAUGGGUUUACUAGCCGUUUGUUUUGGGUUCUGUGAAAUGUCUCACUUGUGUUUUCUGCUCUUUUCUUGGUCCCUUUUCAGGCGCUCCAUGUGUGCUCUGGGCGACGUCCGUACGCCGUCUGCUGCCCAGGUGCGGCCCACCACUUCAAUUUGCCUGAGCUCACAGCCGCGAUGCUGAAAAGGGUGACGAGGCUUGUCCCCAGGGCCUGCCAGUUGGACCCUGGACAUUUUUUGCAUGGGGGGCCCCAGGCCCCCCAAAGCCUUGCUGCUCGCCUGGAUGACCAGGUUCCGGAUGAGAACCCCAGAGCCGGUUCCCACCCCAGCGAGGACGACCCGGCCGGGGCCGGCGAGCAGCGCGAGGGCCGCCACUACCGCAUCCCCCUGCAGGACCUCCCGACCGUCUUCCCCCACGGCCUGCCCCGUCGCUUCAGCCUGCAGAUGGGGACUGCCGUGUUAGUGGGUGUCAGCCGGAGUCUGCGGGUGCAGCUUAGAUCCAGCGGCCCAGCGUCGCCCGAGCGGACAGGCCGGGCGCGCAGCGGGGCCCUCCGGCUGCCGGGUCCGCUCCGCGCCGCCCGCCACAGCCGCCGUGCUUCCCGGUUCUGCCAGGUGAGGACCUUCAACGAAGCCUGCCUGAUGGUGAGGAGGCCGGCCCUGGAGCUCCUGCGGCACCUGGACGACACCAAUUUCGCUCACCCGGCCGUGCGGUACGUGCUCUAUGGGGAGAAGGGGACAGGAAAAACCCUCAGUCUCUGCCAUGUUGUUCAUUUCUGUGCAAAACGGGACUGGCUGAUUGUGCAUGUUCCCGACGCUCACCUAUGGGUGAAGAGCUCGCGGGGCCUCCUGCGGUCGGCCUACAGCAGGCGGCGCUUCGACCAGCCCGUGGAGGCCGCCAACUGGCUGAAGAGCUUCAAAACGGCCAACGAGCGUUUCCUGAGUCAGAUAAAAAUUCAGGAGACAUACAUGUGGAAUAAGCGAGAGAGCACCGAGAAAGGCCGGCCUCUGGGAGAAGUGGUGGAGCAGGGCCUGACGCGGGUGAAGAAUGCCACGGAUGCCGUUGGGAUCGUUCUCAAAGAGCUCAAGAGUCAGAGUUGCUCGGGUGCUUUCCGUCUCCUGGUGGCGGUGGAUGGAGUCAAUGCUCUCUGGGGAAGGACCACGCUGAAGAGAGAAGAUAAGAGCCUGAUGGCCCCCGAGGAGUUGGCGCUCGUGCACAGCCUGAGGAAGAUGGUGCGAAACGACUGGCACGGAGGCGCCGUGGUGUUGGCGCUGAGCCAGACCGGGUCCCUCUUCACGCCGCGGAUGGCCUGUCUGCCGCAGGAGCUGCUGGGAAAGGAAGGAUUUGACGCCUUGGAUCCCUUUGUUCCCAUCCUGGUCUCCAACUACAGCCCAGAGGAGUUUGAAAGCUGCAUCCAGUACUACCUGGAGAACAGCUGGCUGCAGCACGAGAAAGGUUGGUUCUCGAGUUUUCCAUUCACGGAGUCCCCUCGAGUCAGAGCCUUGAUGUCUUCCCACGGCAGCGGCCUGCAUGGUCUUUCUCCCUUUUUCUUGACUUCUCUCCGGCCGAUUAGACGGCAAGAAAGGUGGCGGGGGUGGUGGCGGUUACUAGACGGUGCGUUUCUUCCCACGAUCUCACGUCAGCCUAGAGCAAGAGGCUCGGGCUGGAAGCCCAGCCCUGGACGUGAGCGAGGCCUGCCGGCGCCAGGCCAGACCCAUGCUCCGCCUGUCCCGCUCUGUGGACACGGGUGGGUGCCCUCCGCCGCACACCGCAGCCUUGUCCCCGGCCCAGGCACGGGCGAGCGGAGCAGAGGUCGUGGUGGUCCUGUCCCUGGGUGAGAGCGAGCCAGCUGCUGUGGAGGACAUCACUGGAGGGGAGGGCAGACAGCAGCUGCAGCAUCGGUGGGCCGGGGACCACGGCGCGGAGAUUUCUGAGGGGGUUGGCGUGCGAC